AUGGCCUCCGAUUCCAAACAAUGUAAGUAUUUAACAGUUUGUAUGCAUUAUAAUGGUUUAUUCACACCAAAACCAUUAGUGUACUUGAACGCUGUUGUUGUUUCAAUCUGCGAUGUCGAUUUUGGUGCAAUGGAUCUCAAAGAGUUUAACUUGUUCAUUACAAAGUUGAUUGAAGGCAGUUCUGAUAAUGUAUAUUAUUGCACUAGAAAUGAACCAUUGGCAAAGGGUAUUAGGAGAAUUAGGAAUGAUGUUGACUACUUUGAGAUUAUUGAAACGGGUUAUAGUGAUGAAGUUGGUCUAAGAAUGAAUGUGUAUAUAGACCACGAUAAUGAACCUGUACUUGAUUGGGCUGAUAUGGAAGUAGUGGAAGAUGAUGAAGGGCAUUAUUCUGAGGAAGACCCGGAUGAUGAUAAAGAUUCAUAA
Molecule: messenger RNA, 423 nt
Organism: Lactuca saligna
Lineage: Eukaryota; Viridiplantae; Streptophyta; Magnoliopsida; Asterales; Asteraceae
Source: the annotation of a GenBank genome assembly